Diachasma alloeum is the source of this 1631-nucleotide messenger RNA. RefSeq names its product myeloid differentiation primary response protein MyD88 (gene Myd88). Gene Ontology annotation, biological process: Toll signaling pathway; defense response to Gram-positive bacterium; positive regulation of canonical NF-kappaB signal transduction. The record is from RefSeq and is a predicted model, not a curated record. Gene Ontology annotation, cellular component: plasma membrane. Gene Ontology annotation, molecular function: Toll-like receptor binding; TIR domain binding. Bases 107 to 1294 code for a protein of 395 amino acids. NCBI's taxonomy places the organism in Eukaryota, Metazoa, Arthropoda, Insecta, Hymenoptera, Braconidae. The transcript is spliced from 3 exons.
CGUCAUUUUCCCGAGACAGUAAUUUUGUUUACAUUUUAUCAAUUACUUCCGUAUUUUGGCAUUUUUUUUCAUCUUACUGCAUAAAGGACUGUUGAAUAUUACGAACAUGGUGAAUUUCGUGUUUAUACCUCUCGUCGCAAUGUCUCCGACGGCCAAGAAUAUUUUUUCUGUACUGUUAAAUCCUCCUAAAGUGCUGCAGACCUGCGAUAAAUGUUUUAGAGAUUGGAGAGGAUUUGCUGGUGUUCUCGGUAUCGGGGGGGAGGCAAACGCAAUCAUAACUUCUAGUCCCGACCCAACUGCAGCAAUUUUCGAUAUUCUGAAGACCAGGGAAGAGAAGAUUACCUUUGAGCAAUUGUUGAAGGUUUUGAAAAAAAUCGACAGGUGGGAUGUCGUUGAUGACACUACUGAUAUACUGGAGAAGGACGGCAAGGUAUAUUUGGAGAGGCUACAGAAAGGCGAUGCACAGGAGGUUGAUAUAAGUGUAGACAACAAGAUGUUGACUUAUGACGAUAUGAUACGGUACGAAGCUGGUGAACCGAUGCAGUCUUACGACGCCUUCCUCCUCUAUGCCGAAGAAGAUACUCCCUUCGCCAACGAAAUCAUCGAGAACCUCGAGAAAAAAGGAAAUCUCCACCUCUGCACAAAAGACAGAGAUCUAAUCAGUCGUGGUGAAAGAUUCGAAUCAGAGGUACUGAUGCAGUUGAUUUCUGAGAGAUGUACAAGAUUGAUUGUGGUUCUCUCACCCAACUUCAUCAAAAGUCCAGUCAACACAUUUUUGAUGGACUUUGGGCAAACAACAGGUCUCCAUGAGCGACGACGAAAAAUAGUUCCUGUUCAUUAUCAAGACUGUGAAAUUCCAAUACAAAUGCGUCAUACUGUCAUGCUUCAUUACAACAGAGCGGGAAUUUACGACUUCUGGGAACGAUUCAGAAAUUGCAUUCGUACAGUUGCACCACCUGCAAUCGCUGCGGAUCGCAGAAUUGUGGAGAAUUCUCUGGAGUCGCAGAAAAUCCCUGAAUUAUCUCCGAAAGUGAAUGGAGAGAUUCCCCAGGGAGAUAAAAUUGAAACUGUGGAGAGAAAUAAUUCACCACAAUUAAAUUCAAAGCCAGUAAAGAAAGAGGGAUUUUUCAGGUUUUCGAAGAAGAAAUCUGUCAAAAAGAAGGAUAGUGCGAUUAACCUACCGUCUUUGAGUGGAUUAGAUAAGCUUGAAGAGGCAGAUAGUGAAGCAAAGGAGAAGAAAAGAAGGAACAAGGGAGUGGUGAAAAGAAUUAAGGCCCUUGUAUCAAGAUCCUGAUAAAAUGUGCGAAAGAACGAAAGUUUCAUGGACAUUGAGGUUCUCAGAGGAUUUCUGAGCCAUCCACUAAUGUUUCGAAAUUCGUAAAACAUUAAGAGGAAGUAUGGUAAAAGUGAGUUUCUAAUUUCCAGAACCAAGUGACUCAUUUUAAGAAAUUCAUGCUUCUAGACAGCUACACGGAGAAUAAAAAACUGAUUAGGUAAUUUCAGAAGAACAAUCCCUAAAAUGAGGUACUAAAAACCUACUCAUUUCAAAUUAGAAAAGUUCUUUGAUAAAGAAUGGUUGGCUUCAUAAAUGAAACCAACCUCUUUGAGUUUUUAAAUUAAAAAACAUUGGA